Messenger RNA from Acytostelium subglobosum LB1, 612 nucleotides. RefSeq lists its product as hypothetical. The record is from RefSeq and is a predicted model, not a curated record. The annotation marks the transcript as partial. Gene Ontology annotation, biological process: signal transduction; regulation of GTPase activity. Gene Ontology annotation, cellular component: cytoplasm. The transcript is spliced from 3 exons. NCBI's taxonomy places the organism in Eukaryota, Evosea, Eumycetozoa, Acytosteliales, Acytosteliaceae.
AUGUCUGGAAACAUGGAUACAGUGCGCCAGGUGGUCAAGUCAUUCAGCGCACAUGAGCCCAAUCUUAACUUUGAGAUACACAACAUAUCCAAUGCACUGAAGCACUACCUAAGAUCCCUGGAUCCACCACUGAUACCCUAUGAGUUCUUUGUUCCAUUGUUGGAUGCAUACAAAAACGAAGAUGCAGAGACUAUAAGGAACAUCUGCUGGAGGAUACCAAAUGACAAUAGAUUGGUAUUGACUAGAUUGGUGUCAUUGUUGGUCAAGAUAUCGGAGAGAUAUGAGAUCAAUAGGAUGGACGCAAAGAAUUUAAGUAUUGUCUUUGGUCCAACCGUGCUGAAGCCUCGCACGCCAACACUGGAUAGGAUGGCACUGAUGAGCGAGACACAGACCCUAUGUGGCAUCAUGCAGAUGCUCAUCGAAGACUUUGAGUACAUCUUCUCGGACGUUGCGCCACAAGGUCCACCCAAAUCAUUCACAAAUCCAGGAUCGACCUCGUCUGACGUGGUUGUCGUUGCCCUGGACAACAGUAACAACAGUAUCAACAACAACACAGCUUCAACCUCCAUUAACCCUACCAGUCCAAGCCGGCUAACAAUUAAUAUAACAACA